CGCUCCCGCGGCCAUGGCGCGGCGGGAGCGGGGCUGAGGGAGCCGCCAUGGCCGCCGCGCUGAGGGCCGCGCUCUGCAGCGGGCUCCUGCUCUGCGUGUCUGGGAUGGUCCCAAAGCCCCGAAAUGCCAGAAUUACCUCAGUCAAUCUGCACAGCAUCUUGCAGUGGGAUGCACCAAGGUUCCCCCAAGGGAACAUCACCUACACUGUCCGAUCCAAGAGCAUCAACUUCCCUGGGGACACCUAUGACACGCUGAGGACGGGGCUGAGGCGGCCCGAGUGGGACGUGUCCUCGCUGUCGGCGUACGGCGACUACGUCCUGCAGCUGCGGGCAGAGGCAGGGCAGCUGCACUCCCCCUGGGUCACCCUCAGCUUCAAACCCAUGGAUGACACCGUCGUCGGCCCCCCCGAGGUGAGGCUGAAGUCGGAGUCCGGCGCCCUGCACGUGGAUUUCUCGGGGCCCUUUGCUGAGCACGAGCAGGGCAGGUGGCCCCUGAGGCAGUACUACGGCUCCUGGAAUUACAGGAUCCUCUACUGGAAGAAUGGCAGCGCGCACGCGGACCUGGCCUCCGCUCCCCGGGUAUCUCAGGUGGACACCAAACACAACUCUGAGAUCCUCUCCCAGCUGGAGCCUUGGACAGUUUAUUGUGUCCGAGUGCAGGCGGUGAUUCCCGAGUGGAACAAGACGGGGGAGCUGAGCAGGGAGCUCUGCGAGCAGACGACCCACAAUGGUGUAACUCCUGUGUGGAUAACUGUGACUGUCCUGGUGGGAUCCAUGCUGGUCACGGUCACAGUUGUCACCGUUUGUUUCUUCUCCAGUUUUUAUCUGUACAGACUCGCCAAACACAUUUUCUGCCCUGCCUACAUUUUCCCACAACACUUGAAAGAGUUUUUGAGCAAACCCGCCGGUGCUCCCCAGCCUUUCCCUCCGCUUCCACAAGAACUGGUUUGUGACAGGCUGACUGUGAUUUCAGAGCUGUCCCAAAGCCUCAGUGAAGGGAGUGAGGAGGAGGCCAGCAGGGCUCCAGAGCACCCCCAGGACUCUGCACGAGGAGACUCCGACUCGGGAGUGGGAGCAGCCUCGGGAGAAGCCUGAGUGUCCUCCUCAUUCUGCCUUGGAAAAGGGGAAGCAAAUGGACUUUUGGGUUUAUCUCAUCGCUGCAUCCUCCAGCAGGAGAAAUCCACAGACAAACACGUGGUCACAGGCUUUUGGCAGAAUCAUUUUAUUUUUAAGUACAAGAAACUUGGCUCUAAAUGAGGAAUUUAAAUGAUCCAUAACUUCUGUUGGUUGUGGCUCCCUGAGGAGUUGUAGCAAUCCUGGCACUGAUUAUGACUUUAAAAAGCAAAUGUCAUAUUUAUAUGUAACACUAAUUAAUUUUACUUUGAUGUACUAUUUAUUGCAAAAACGAAUCAAAAUGUUUAUAAAAGAAAAUAGUAUUUUGUGAGGAAAGGCCUGAUCUGGUUUAUUUUUUCCUAAUGAGAAAUGAUGUGUUUUUAAGGAUGUCCCCACGGGCAUCAUCUUUCUAUGGAAUUUCUUCUUCCCUGCCGCAAAAUUGUGAAGUUUUUAGGGUGGGAUGAACUGAUGUCUGUGGGGAAACUUGGCAGCUGAAGUGGGAGUUAAAUUAGGCUCAUUUUAAUUAUCUACUGAUGUGUAAUUUAAGUUUUUUUAAAUUAACUUUCAAAAUCCAGGGAGCUGUGACUCCCUAAUCCAAAUCCAGCUUCAUUGCCCAGGUAAAGGCUGGAUCCAGCACUGGGGCAGGAGUGGGACCUUUGCACGGGGCAGUGACUGGGUUUGUGAGUUAUUGCAUCAAAGUGAGAGUGAGAAAUGGAAUUCUGUCACCACAAGGAA
Messenger RNA from Hirundo rustica (Barn swallow), 1847 nucleotides. RefSeq names its product interleukin 10 receptor subunit beta (gene IL10RB). Gene Ontology annotation, molecular function: protein binding; interleukin-10 receptor activity. NCBI's taxonomy places the organism in Eukaryota, Metazoa, Chordata, Aves, Passeriformes, Hirundinidae. The record is from RefSeq and is a predicted model, not a curated record. Gene Ontology annotation, cellular component: membrane. The transcript has 7 exons. Gene Ontology annotation, biological process: blood coagulation. The coding region runs from base 48 to 1094 and encodes 348 amino acids.